CUGUCGAAAUUAUACCCUCUCUUUUUUAGCUAUGAAGAAGUCAAAAAAUUUCUGGAGUCAUUGGAUUAUGACAAAUCAGGAAAACUGAGUACAAAUGAAUUGCUUGUUGCUUUUCCGGAUGACAUUUCCAUGAAAGAAUUGCGAGAAUUCAUCAAACGUCAUGACAAAGACGGUGAUAAUGAGUUGGAUAUUGAUGAACUCUUGGAAUUUUUCACCCAAAGCAAUAAAGAAUAA
Rodentolepis nana is the source of this 234-nucleotide messenger RNA. The record is from the annotation of a GenBank genome assembly. Lineage: Eukaryota; Metazoa; Platyhelminthes; Cestoda; Cyclophyllidea; Hymenolepididae.